AUGUGCGCUGCUGUGUGGUUGGCGGGGCGGGCGCUGGUGUUCCUGCUGCCAGGGCUCAGACCGCGGUGUGCACCGCCGCUCCUGCUGCUGCUGCUGCUGCUGCUGCUGCUGCUGCUGCUGCUGCUGCUGCUGCUGCUGCUGCUGCUGCUGGUGCUGCUGCUGCUGCUGGUGCAGCUGCUGCUGCUGCUGCGGCGGCGGCGGCGGCUGCUGGUACGUAUAGCGCUGCUGCAUCUCACGCUGCUUCCCAUGCGGCUCGGGCAAGUCAUGCCGUCGCCGCUUCUGCCGACCCUCCUCGUCUUUCCGUCCCCAAUCAUGCUGCUGCUGCUGUUGCUGCUGCUGCCGUUGCUGCCGCUGUUGCUGCUGCUGCUGCUGCUGCUGCUGCUGCUGCUGCUGCUGCUGCUGCUGCUGCUGCUGCUGGCGGUGUGUUUCCGCAUGGGGUUGCCGCUGUGGUGGCUCCGGCGCGAGCGGCUGUGGGUGGUCAUCCUCACCCUCACCGCCGGCACCCUCCUCAUCAUACUCGUGCAGGCUGCGCCUCCAUUUGCGCACCUAGAUUAA
Messenger RNA from Monoraphidium neglectum, 555 nucleotides. RefSeq lists its product as hypothetical. Lineage: Eukaryota; Viridiplantae; Chlorophyta; Chlorophyceae; Sphaeropleales; Selenastraceae. Bases 1 to 555 code for a protein of 184 amino acids. The record is from RefSeq and is a predicted model, not a curated record. The transcript has a single exon.